This is a messenger RNA of Mytilinidion resinicola, 1195 nucleotides long. RefSeq lists its product as uncharacterized. The record is from RefSeq and is a predicted model, not a curated record. Lineage: Eukaryota; Fungi; Ascomycota; Dothideomycetes; Mytilinidiales; Mytilinidiaceae. The coding region runs from base 1 to 1053 and encodes 350 amino acids. The transcript has 2 exons.
AUGGCCGCAGACAGACCUCGACGUGCCCUCCCCGCUUCUGCGCCGGCACCUGAUAGACCAAAAAAGGAAGUCAAGCCUAAAGUUGGCAAAAAGCCUGCCGAAAAGAAUGUCGAAAAGCCUGUCGAGAAUCUUGCCGAUCCAGACACUGAAGCCAAUCAAAAGGACGAGUCUCCAACGAAGAAACCUAGAGGUAGAACUAGGAAGGCCCAGCAAGCGGUCAAGCAAGCAGUCGAGCCGGAGGCUAAGAAAGAGCCUGAGAGGAAGAUUGAGAAAGAUGUUGAUGAGGAGGAAGAUACGGAUGCAGAAACCCCAGCAGCCGCAGCAGCGAAACGCCAACCCCGACGUGGAAAAACCCAACCUCAGGGCUUGGACAUCGGAAAGGUGGAGUUGGCCGCAGGCGCAAAGAGCGGCAACGCAGAGGAGGCUCCAGCCAAAAGGCCUAGUCGCAAGACGCAGGCCAAGCCAACUCUUAGACCUGACGCGCAUCUUCAACCAUUUGAAGCAGUCCCGGAGAGUUCGACUCAUGUUCCGGAGUCUGCAGCCGUCCCCGAACGAAAAGGAGGCAUCAUCAAGACGGAUCUACGCUGUCCCUUCGUUGUCCCAAGCGACCCGUGCUUCGAUGUCAAAUCGUUCGGUCAUCAGACGGUUGUAAAUGAUAUAGUCGGACAGGAGUGCAAAACCGUCCAGUGCUCUCACAGUGAUGCGCUCAAGCAGUACCAAAAGCAAGCAGACUUCUCCGGCGCAAAAGCAGCGUUUAUUCGUACCCACGUCUUCGCACACCUUCAGAAGAUUGUGGAGGCAGAGAACAAGAAACAUAAAGGCCUCCAGCGAUCGCUGCCGCAGUUGGCUGAUGAGUUGGUAACGUAUCUCCGCGAAGAGAAGCGGUAUACCGAGUGGGGAUCAGAGUCAGGUACGUCCAGAGAGUGGCUGGAUUGCGCCGAGUGGGUUAGGGAGGCGGCGCUGGUGGGCUUGAUUCACAGAGAGGACGAUGGCUGCGAGUGCUUUAAGAUUGAAAUUCUGGAGAGGUGGGUCUAUCCGUGGCUGAUGAUGUAGUCGUCGUCGAUUGAAUUCUGGAUCCCAUCCGUCCAUUGCGGCAAUUCCUGCGGAAACGUAGAUGAAUUGGCGAAGUUCUGAGUAUAGGGGGUUGUUUGUCUCCUACUAUUAGAGGUCAAUGCAUGUUUGCUUUUUCAGGGUC